Molecule: messenger RNA, 3224 nt
Organism: Lotus japonicus
Lineage: Eukaryota; Viridiplantae; Streptophyta; Magnoliopsida; Fabales; Fabaceae
Product: beta-galactosidase 1-like
Exons: 19
Coding region: 241-2784 (847 amino acids)
Biological process (GO): carbohydrate metabolic process
Cellular component (GO): vacuole; cell wall
Molecular function (GO): beta-galactosidase activity; carbohydrate binding
Source: RefSeq, a predicted model, not a curated record
CCAAAAAAAAGUAAAACUAGUACUACAUUGUUGCUUCUCAGAAACUCCCAGCUGUUUAUUUUUGUCUAGGCUUCUUCAAUCAUCAAAGAAAGCAAAAACAAGAGUGAGAGUGAGAGAAAGUAGAGAACCAAAGCCAUUUCCUUGUUACUUCCCACUUUGUAAAGAGAAUAUAACCCUCAUUCUUCUUCACAACAUUGCUUUUGCUUUACCAAGCUGAGGGAGAAGGUUUAGCAUCAAAUCAUGUUCAUGAGCUUCUUCAAGCAGCUCAUGGCAAUGCAGAAUGUACUUCUGCUGCUACUCCUUCUGGCAUGUUCUUUGAUAGGUUCUGCUACAGCCUCUGUGUCCUAUGACUCCAAAGCUAUCACCAUUAAUGGCCAGAGAAGAAUACUCAUUUCUGGAUCCAUUCACUAUCCAAGAAGCACCCCUGAGAUGUGGCCAGAUCUUAUCCAGAAGGCCAAGGAAGGAGGUUUGGAUGUGAUUCAGACCUAUGUUUUCUGGAAUGGGCAUGAACCUUCACCUGGCCAAUAUUAUUUUGAAGGGAACUAUGAUCUGGUGAAGUUCAUAAAGUUGGUGCAGCAAGCAGGCCUCUAUGUUAAUCUAAGGAUUGGUCCUUAUGUCUGUGCUGAGUGGAACUUUGGGGGCUUCCCUGUUUGGCUUAAGUACAUUCCAGGUAUUAGCUUCAGAACAGACAAUGGCCCAUUUAAGUUUCAAAUGCAAAAAUUUACCGAGAAGAUUGUCGAUAUGAUGAAAGCAGAGAGGUUAUAUGAGUCUCAGGGAGGUCCAAUAAUUCUUUCCCAGAUUGAAAAUGAAUAUGGACCUGAGGAGUAUGAAAUUGGUGCUGCUGGUAAAACCUAUACUAAGUGGGCAGCAGAUAUGGCUCUAGGACUUGGUACUGGGGUUCCAUGGAUCAUGUGCAAGCAAGAUGAUGCUCCUGAUCCUAUUAUUAACACCUGCAAUGGCUUCUAUUGUGAUUAUUUCUCUCCAAACAAGGAUUACAAACCAAAGAUGUGGACAGAAGCUUGGACUGGCUGGUAUACUGAGUUUGGAGGUCCCGUUCCUUAUCGACCUGCUGAAGACUUGGCAUUUUCAGUUGCAAGGUUUAUACAGAAAGGGGGAUCAUUUGUCAAUUAUUACAUGUACCAUGGGGGAACAAAUUUUGGUCGAACUGCCGGUGGUCCCUUCAUCGCUACAAGCUAUGAUUAUGAUGCACCUCUUGAUGAAUAUGGAUUGCUCAGGCAACCAAAGUGGGGUCAUCUGAAGGAUUUACACAGAGCAAUAAAACUUUCUGAACCUGCAUUAGUAUCAGGAGAUCCGACUGUAACACGGAUUGGAAACUAUCAAGAGGCUCAUGUCUUCAAAUCAAACUCGGGAGCCUGUGCUGCGUUUCUAGCAAACUAUAACCCAAAAUCUUAUGCAACAGUGGCAUUUGGGAAUAUGCAUUACAACUUGCCUCCUUGGUCUAUAAGCAUUCUUCCCGACUGCAAGAACACCGUUUAUAACACUGCAAGGGUUGGUUCCCAGAGAGCCCAGAUGAAGAUGACCAAUGUUCCUAUUCAUGGUGGACUCUCUUGGCAAGGGUUCACUGAAGAAACAGCCUCGACUGAUGACAGUUCCUUCACUGUGACUGGCCUAUUAGAGCAGUUAAAUACAACAAGAGAUUUAUCCGACUACUUGUGGUACUCCACGGAUGUCGUGAUUGACCCCAAUGAAGAAUUUUUGAGGAAUGGAAAGAAUCCUGUUCUUACAGUGUUAUCUGCUGGGCAUGCUAUGCAUGUUUUUAUCAAUGGCCAGCUAUCAGGAACUCUAUACGGAAGCUUAGAAUUUCCCAAACUGACAUUUAGCGAGAGUGUGAUGCUCAGACCUGGUGUUAACAAAAUCUCUCUUUUAAGCGUUGCAGUUGGACUCCCGAAUGUUGGCCCUCAUUUUGAGACAUGGAAUGCUGGUGUUCUUGGUCCAAUUACAUUAAACGGUCUCAAUGAGGGGAGAAGGGACUUGACUUGGCAGAAAUGGUCUUACAAGGUUGGUCUUAAAGGUGAAACCCUGAGUCUUCAUUCUCUCGGUGGAAGUUCGUCAGUGGAGUGGGUUCAGGGGUCUUUAAUUGUUCAGAGGCAGCAAUUGACUUGGUUCAAAACUACUUUCGAUGCCCCGGAUGGAGUUGCACCAUUGGCUUUAGACAUGGGUAGCAUGGGCAAGGGUCAAGUGUGGUUAAAUGGACAGAGUCUUGGCCGCUACUGGCCUGCUUAUAAAGCAUCUGGUACCUGUAAUAACUGUGACUAUGCUGGAACGUACAAUGAGAAUAAAUGCAGAAGUAACUGCGGCGAGGCUUCCCAAAGAUGGUAUCAUGUUCCUCAUUCAUGGCUGAAGCCAACUGGGAAUUUAUUGGUUGUGUUUGAAGAAUUGGGUGGAGAUCCCAAUGGGAUCGUUUUGGUUAGACGCGAUAUAGAUAGUGUGUAUGCUGAUAUUUAUGAAUGGCAGCCAAAUGUUAUUAGUUAUCAGGUGCAAGCUUCUGGCAAAUCUAGCAAACCAGUGAGACCAAAAGCACAUUUAUCAUGUGGCCCUGGACAAAAAAUCUCAUCAAUCAAAUUUGCUAGUUUUGGUACUCCGGUUGGGUCUUGUGGAAACUUCCAAGAAGGAAGCUGCCAUGCUCACAAGUCUUAUGAUGCCUUAAAAAGGAAUUGUGUUGGACAGAACUUUUGCAAAGUAACAGUGUCGCCUGAUAAUUUCGGAGGAGAUCCAUGUCCAAAUGUCAUGAAGAAACUCUCAGUGGAGGCCAUUUGUUCCUGAUCAUUUCAACCUCAGGAAAUAAAUGGAACAAAGUUCCCAAAAUUGAAUUUUUUUUCUGCAAUUCAAUACAACAUAGCUUUUGGGUCAAUCAAAGUCUACACUUCUGGGUCACCGCACAUGCAUUAAUAUGGCUUUACCAAAGGUGAAGUUGCAGAAAACACAACACACCAUCUGGUUGAAAGCCGUCAGAUUGCUGAGAUGAUUGUGGAUAUGUGUACAUAGUUGUGUUCUGAUUGUUAUACUGAGGUGAAAGGUGAAGAUUUUCUUGAUGCACAGUGAGAUGAUUCUACUGAGUCCAUGUGCAAUUUUUUUUUUAAUGUGGAAGCUUCUCGCUUCUUGUAAUAUUAUUUUUCCCUUGUAAGCUGCAUUGAUAGUGAUUUAGUAGCUUUCUUGUAAGAAACUUCCCUAGAUAAUCAGAUCUAAUAUAUUAAUUUCCGUCA